Messenger RNA from Periconia digitata, 356 nucleotides. The record is from the annotation of a GenBank genome assembly. Lineage: Eukaryota; Fungi; Ascomycota; Dothideomycetes; Pleosporales; Periconiaceae.
UGCCCCCGCGAAUGCUACGGGGACAGCCCAAGCAAUAGCUACAGCAAAACGUUCUGCGUUCCUCACGAUGUCAGCACGGCAUGGCUCGUUUAUCGAAGCUUGCUCAAGGCUGGGAUGAAGCCAUUUCAAACCCAAUGCCUGCGAUACCUUCAAGGUCGCAAUGCUGGUCAUCGGAAGAACCGGCGCCAACACCAGGGAAUUGGAUCGAGACCCAUGUGUCCCCGGCUAAAGACCAUGCUUGGGGGGAAUCUGGCUCCGUUCGGUGCACAUAUGCUGUUCGUGAUUGGCGCGAGAAUGCGACGUUAGGCGCUUUAAGCUUCAGCUUCUCGUACAACGCCCCUACUGGAACUAUCUAG